AUGAGUAGACACAAUCAUCAUACUAAUUCUAAAUGUAAUGAUCAAAAAGGCUCUUUAUAUUUCUAUCUCAAAUCAUACAAACCUAUCGUUACUUAAUAAUAAAGAGAUAAUACACCAAAAUCAACAUAUAAAUCAGAUCUCUAAAACUUUAUCAAGAUUAACAAAAAUAGAAGAAGAAGCUGUUAUUGUUCAGAAUGUGGAACUUAAAGUUAAUUUUAAUAUAAAACACAACAUAUUCCACUUUUUAAAUACAAACAAAGACCAAUUCUUAAAAAAUAAUAAAUUAUCAUUUCUUAAACCUAAUCUUCAUUAAAUGCUGACGAAUUCUCUCCUCAAUUAGAAGAUUCUCCUAUUCUCAAGAAAUCAUCACUCUUAUCAUCUCGAAGAUAAAGUAGAUUUGCUCAUCAUACUAGAUUUCGUUAAAGCAUUAUUUUAACUAAUUCUGAAGAAAAGUUAUAAUUGAUUGUUGAAUAAAAACAAAAAAAAUCCUCCUUUUUUAAUUUAGAUUAAUUAAAUACUUUUAGAAUUUCAUCUAAACCAUAAAGUCCUAUUCGAAAAAUAAGUUAACCAAAUAAACCAUUCUUAGAAAAUCAUUCAUAAAAAUCACUAACACAAAGAUCCCCUUUCUAAAGAGAAACUAAUAUAGCUAAAACUAAGAAAUAUUAAAAUGUCUAUUUAAUUCCAUUAUUCAAGAAAAAUUAGCUAAAAUGUGAAAUGUAAUAAAUAUCUAUUAAAACAAACUAAUCUUUAAAGAAAAGACAUUGCAUUAGUUAAAUUUGA
Messenger RNA from Paramecium sonneborni, 780 nucleotides. The record is from the annotation of a GenBank genome assembly. NCBI's taxonomy places the organism in Eukaryota, Ciliophora, Oligohymenophorea, Peniculida, Parameciidae.